Tricharina praecox is the source of this 1293-nucleotide messenger RNA. RefSeq lists its product as uncharacterized. The transcript has 3 exons. Bases 159 to 917 code for a protein of 252 amino acids. The record is from RefSeq and is a predicted model, not a curated record. NCBI's taxonomy places the organism in Eukaryota, Fungi, Ascomycota, Pezizomycetes, Pezizales, Pyronemataceae.
AAGACCGCCCCGGGGAACCACAGGUUAGGCCAUCGGCAGCAGACGCUGCGGCCAAGAGACUACCCGAAGAUGCAUCGUCACCAUGGGCGCGUGCCGGAGUACUUUUGCGAUUGCUGCCAUAAGGACUUGACGCGGGAGCCGCGGGCAAGAUGUGUUGAAUGCAAAAACUAGUAAAUAACUCCCAUCUGCUUCACCUCUCUCCAGUCUGCUCACAAUCGAACCGUAGUGACCAAUGCCUCGACUGCCUAAUCCUCGGCGAAACGACACUACGCCACCGGGUCUCUCACUCGGUAAACGUGAUAACCUCGCACAUCGCCACGGCGCCGAUCCUAAUGGGGGGCGAUAUGCAACCCACCGCGCUCCUCGAAAAACUAAUCGACGCCGUCUUCAACUAUAUCGACAGCACGUUCCCACCACGGCACACCUCGCUUCUCGAGCCAUCAUCGCUCUCCGCCUUCUACAGCAGCGUCGGCGUCUCCUCGAGCGACAACCUCUUCCGCUCCGCGGACGAUGACAGUCUAACACGCGAGUUCACACGGGCGGGGUGCGAAUUCCACCUGGUAUCGAACAGUGCGGACGCGAUCGCGGCGCGGGCGAAGCCGUGGGCGGCCGACCACCUAGACACCACGCCGCGCGCGCCAGCGCUCACCCGCAAUGGCUGGUGCAGGUGGUUCGUCCUGCUGUGCUGGAAAGACCCCGAUCUCGCCCACUUCGUCUUGUGCAACUCCCUCGCCACGGGAAAGGUCUAUAGCAAGCGCAAGGGAGAGCCCUACAGACUUAGUUUUCCACGAGAGAGCUUGCCGCGCUUGCAGCAGGUCCCUGCGCCCCCGCCGCCCGCUAUGCCCCGCGCUCCAGGGAGGAGGAGGAGUGUGGGCGCUGCUGGCGCGGGGACGAGGCCGGCGAGUCGUGGGCCGUGAGGGGUGUGAUGUGUGAUGUAUACUUAUGAACUGAACGAACUACCUGCAAGAUGAUCAUGUAUGAUGAGGUUACGGCUGUGUUUUAUUAUUUAUAUUAUACCCACGAAUUACGAAUACUAUACAUAAAAGCUCGGCUUUCCGUUUCUUUCGUUUCGUUUCUUUCGUUUCUUUCCUUGCCUUGCACGCAGACUGCAGUCAUCUCAUCUCAUUCCCAUAUCUGUCCCAUGUCUGCCUGUCUGUCUGGUCUGGUCUGUCUCAUCGCUUCAAUGUCUCAUGUCUCACUCUCACUUUGAAAAACAUUAUCCAUUUCCAAUCCGCCAAUAGAUGGCCUCCCUAGGUACUUACAAUACACAAAGACAACAGAAAAAAAGGCUUU